AUGACUGGUUUAUUGGCUGUGAAUUUCGAUCGCUUCUCGGCCAUAUAUUUUCCUUACAAAUAUAUAACAUGGAUGACUGAAAAAAACACUAUUUCGCUGGUGACAAUUUCAUGGAUGAUAUCUCUCUCCGCUGGCUUGCUAAUUGUAAGCAACUUUUCGAUCGCCGCACAUAUCUUCCACUUGUACAUCAGCCUCAUAAUCGUGCUGGUUCCCCUCAUGUAUAGUGUCAUAUACAGGGAAGCAAGAAAGCAGGCGCGACGCAUCGUUAGCCAGACUGCAAAUCAAUUUCCAUAUCGAAACAUUAUGGUUGACAGGGCCACUAGAGGGGUUGGGCUGGUGCUGAUAACUACUCUGACGUGUUGGCUUCCGGGGAUUGUAUCUCCAGCGAUCGUUGCAUCUUUAAAAAACCAUGAAGAGAUACGGAAGGUCGUGUUUAGCUGUCUCACGGCGAUCUGUGCCAAUUCCUGCAUCAAUCCAUUCAUCUACGUUUACAAGUUUUCGAAAUUUCGCCGCAGUGUAAGGAAGUUGAUUCAAAGGAUUCUCGAGGGUGCUUCCAGAAGGUUACCUCCGACCCUCAUCGGCCAAAAUAGAGUCAUUCCGACCCUCAUUGGCCAAAAUAGAGUCAUUCCGACAUAA
Molecule: messenger RNA, 636 nt
Organism: Pocillopora verrucosa
Lineage: Eukaryota; Metazoa; Cnidaria; Anthozoa; Scleractinia; Pocilloporidae
Source: RefSeq, a predicted model, not a curated record